Molecule: messenger RNA, 1355 nt
Organism: Thamnophis elegans (Western terrestrial garter snake)
Lineage: Eukaryota; Metazoa; Chordata; Lepidosauria; Squamata; Natricidae
Gene: MTRES1
Product: mitochondrial transcription rescue factor 1
Exons: 5
Coding region: 413-1102 (229 amino acids)
Source: RefSeq, a predicted model, not a curated record
GAAGACGGGCACGGAGAGGGGCCGAGCGGCAGGGUUUGGGCUGCAAGCGCCGGCCGGAGGCAGGUUGUGGACUGAAGACGUCGAAUAGUUUCAUAUAUUCCUGGAAUAAUAAUUGAUCCUGGAGGACCAAGUGACCUUUCAAUUCUCUUGUUGCAUUGGCUGUGGUCGUUCUUGUAUAUGGAAACCUAGCUGCUAUUGUUCAUAUGCUGGGUAGCUUCAUGUUUAGAUAAGUGAGGGAUCUGGCUAUGCACACAUUGCAUCUUUAUUGAAGCAACUGACUGGCUACCAAUUAACUACCAAACCAAGUUCAUGAUCUUGUGUUUGACAAAGAGUGCCCUUGAAAACCAGGGAACAGGAUACCUAACAGUCUGCUUUUGCCUUUAUAGGGCAAGUUGGUUACUAAGGGUAUGCUAUGACAGGAUAUAAAUUGCUUCUUGGUGCUUUUAGAAAUCUAAAUGUCUGGCUUGGACUCCUGGCCAAAUCUCCUCACAAACUCAGCUCUCCCUGGAGGACCUUUCUUUGUGCUGCAAGCCAGUAUCCCAGAACAGCAAUUCUCCCCAAACAUUUCUGUGUUUCUCCCAUUCAGCAUCAUGCAUUUUUAAUACCGUGGUCAAAAAGUGUCACAGGGAUUUCGGUCCGACACAAAAGUAACAAAAACUCACAUAAAAAAGAUGUGAAACGAACUAUGGAAGAAGACUUGGCGGAGGAAGACACUGAUGAAGAGAUAACUGAUUCAGAAGAUGAGUUUGAAGAUGAUCCCAGCCUAGUGAAGAAUUACAAAGAUCUUGAGAAAGUAGUACAGUCUUUCCGAUUCGAUGUAAUCUUGAAAUCUGGUUUAGAUAUUGCAAGAAACAAAGUGGAAGAUGCAUUCUACAAUGGUGAGCUUAGACUGAAUGGAGAAAAAUUGUGGAAGAAAAGUAGAUCGGUAAAGGUUGGUGAUACCUUGGAUCUCAUUCUUGGAGAAGACAAAGAAACAGAAACAGCUGUAGUUAUGCGAGUUGUUCUAAGGAAAGCAUCUGAGAAGAAUGAGAAUGAUAAAUACAAAGUGGUGUUGAGGCGCUGGAAAAAUUUAAAGGUGCCCAAGCAGGAUGUAUUGAAGUGAAUAAAUGAAUUACAUGUUGUGAUUGAUUUGUGAGCAGUCACAUUUAUUGUAUAAUAUAUAAUUUUUUUUUGUUAAAAAAGUUUUUUUUUGUUAAAAGUUUUUUUUUAAAAAAAAGGUUACUUGAUGGCAUGCCACUUUCCUUACUAUAAACAUUACUACUUCUGUUCCAUGUCCUUCAUUUGCUGUAUGCUGUUUUCAUUUCAGAGUGAAAAAAUAAAAUAUUGUUCCUAUGAGAAAUAAAAGAAAAACCUGA